Molecule: messenger RNA, 1900 nt
Organism: Austrofundulus limnaeus
Lineage: Eukaryota; Metazoa; Chordata; Actinopteri; Cyprinodontiformes; Rivulidae
Gene: dipk1aa
Product: divergent protein kinase domain 1Aa
Exons: 6
Coding region: 382-1668 (428 amino acids)
Source: RefSeq, a predicted model, not a curated record
CUUGUCAGUAUUGACCGCCUAGCUCUUGUGCCUGUGUAUAAUUCACUUUWACACGAAUUUUCUACCAGUUUUUGCACCGAAUGACGUGAAAACUGGAAGAUUAAAAAAACACUGGAGACGCUCGAGCUGCGCCUGCGCACUGAUGAGCAAACGUUUUCCCAGCUCGAGCUGCAGUAGGUAUGUUUCUUUUUCUUCAAAAUUAGCAGCUGCCGUUUCGACGAGCAGGCGAAAAGGGAAAGUGCAGGAAGGAGAUUUUAACCACCGUCGGUCGAGACGAACGGAUGGCCUCGGGCGUCCCGGCCGCACAGAGCCGAUAAUGUGUGGUCAGAGUCCCCAUGUGUUUCCAAAGAUCUCCGUGGAUUGAGAUGUUCCAUUUUAACCAUGGCGAAGAGUCUGUUUCCACGGGCCUGGGUGAAAAAGUCCUUCUUCUUCCAGGCUCGGAUCUCCUUCGUGCGGGUGAAGUACCUGUUCCUCACGUGGCUGACCGUGCUGGUGGGCAGCUGGGUGCUCUACUUGCAGUACACAGCCUACACAGAGCUGUGCAGAGGACACGAGUGCAAGAACGCCAUCUGUGAUAAAUAUAGGAGGGGGAUCAUUGAUGGCUCAGCCUGCGCCAGUCUGUGUGACAAAGAAACACUUUACCUGGGCAGGUGUCUGUCUACACUAACAAAUAACCAGGUGUACACAGGAGGCUGGGGAGAGCAAAGUGGGAUUAUCCGCUGCAAUCUGGGAAAGGUGGUGCACUAUGAGCUGGGAGAAGAACCAGAGCCACGAAGAGAGGCCCUCAUGUUCGACAAGCCUACCAGAGGCACCUCAGUGGAGAAGUUCAAAGAGAUGGUCUUCAACCACCUCAAGUUCAAGCUUGGAGAGCACACCAACCUCGCGACCCUCGUCAGCCAGAUCCUCUCUGUCGCAGACGGCAACAAAGAUGGACGAGUGUCGUUACAAGAAGCCCGAUCAAUGUGGGCUCUACUACAAAUGGAUGAGGUACUGCUGGGCCUGCUGCUCCAGGACCGUGGACACACUCCUCGCCUCCUUGGCUUCUGUGGAGACCUCUACAUGACGGAGCGAGUCCCUUAUGGACCCUUGUAUGGGUUCUCGCUGCCCUGGCCCCUUGUUUCCUGGGUSCCUGGUGGUCUGCAGCGCACCAUGGACCAGUGGUUCACGCCGUCGUGGCCUCACAAAGUCAAAAUCUCCAUGGGUCUGCUGGAGCUGGUGGAGGACGUCUUCCACGGCACCUACGGCAGCUUCCUGAUCUGCGACUUCGCCGCAGCUCACUUCGGCUACACGGACCGCCACGAGCUGCGUCUGACCGACGCGCGAGUGCUGGUUCCCGAGGACGAGUUCCGACGCAACGUGCGGGUCCUGAAGUGCGAGUCGGACGCAGACUGYGUGUACGGGGCGGACUGCAGGACGUCCUGCGACCCGCUGGAGAGGCGGUGCAGGGAGGAGCCCGUCCAGCCCAACCUGGCCAAGGCGUGCGGCGCGCUGAAGGACUACCUCCUGCGUGGGGCGCCUCCCGGGAUGCGGGAGGAGCUGGAACGGCAGCUGUACGCCUGCAUGGCUCUCAGGGGUCACGCUGGGCAGAUGAACAUGGAGCACUCGCUGAUCCUCAACAACCUGAAAGCUCUGUUGUGGAGACAGAUCUCCCACACCAAGGACUCGUGACGUCCUGCUGUGGAGCAGGAACCACGCUGGAGUCRUUUCUGUCCAACAAACAUGGUGGUCCUGCCUCUUCUGUUCCACUCUCUGAAGUUUAGGGCCCAAAAUAUCUUUAGUUUUAUAAGAACUUCACUGCACAUAAUUUUUGACUGUGUAACUUUACAAACGACACCACCAAUAUUUGUGUUUAUUUAGACUUUUUAUAAGAAAAAAAGAACAGAUUUAUUUUUCAAAGUCA